Suricata suricatta (meerkat) is the source of this 3139-nucleotide messenger RNA. It is a transcript of the gene AIF1L, whose product is annotated as allograft inflammatory factor 1 like. Gene Ontology annotation, biological process: ruffle assembly; actin filament bundle assembly. The record is from RefSeq and is a predicted model, not a curated record. Lineage: Eukaryota; Metazoa; Chordata; Mammalia; Carnivora; Herpestidae. Gene Ontology annotation, molecular function: calcium ion binding; actin filament binding. The transcript has 5 exons. Gene Ontology annotation, cellular component: ruffle membrane; actin filament. Bases 16 to 483 code for a protein of 155 amino acids.
UAUAUUAUAAGGGAGAUGGCGAUAAGAGGCCACGUGAGCCUCCAAGGAUUCAGUGUCCCCACAGGUACCGCCAGUCUUGACCUCGGUGUGGCCGUGUCACAGGAAGCCGGGGAUACUAUUUCGGAGUUUCUGUGUGACCAGAAGUUCAGCGAUGAAGAGAACCUGCCGGAAAAGCUCGCAGCCUUCAAAGAGAAGUACAUGGAGUUUGACCUGAACAACGAGGGCGAGAUUGACCUGAUGUCUUUAAAGAGGAUGAUGGAGAAGCUCGGGGUCCCCAAGACCCACCUGGAGAUGAAAAAGAUGAUCUUGGAGGUGACAGGUGGGGUCAGUGACACCAUCUCCUACCGUGACUUUGUGAACAUGAUGUUGGGGAAGCGGUCGGCUGUGCUCAAGCUAGUCAUGAUGUUCGAAGGAAAAGCCAACGAGAGCAGCCCCAAGCCAGUUGGUCCCCCUCCGGAGAGAGACAUUGCCAGCCUGCCCUGAGGACCCCCCUCUGCACCUGUCCCCGUUCCUCCCCUCCCGAUCUUGCUGCCCUUCUUGACUCAUUGUGAUUUGUCUUCUUUGUUUUGUGUGGUCGUUGUGUGUUUGUUUAUUUUUUAAUCAGCAGAACCGGUGAUCACUUUGUAAAGCACAAAUUAUCUGCCGUAAAGGGGCUCUGGGUCGGGGAGUUCUGAGCCUUCGAACCCUCCCUCUGUUCUUCUUUCCUUCCCCCUUCUCUGUGCAGAGGGGUUGACGUCAAACCAAAACCUGGAGGGGGACGGGCCAGGACAGGAGUCUGGAAGGCUGUGGUCCUCCUGUUUGGAGCUGGAGCUAGUCUGUCCUUCUAGAGUCUUGGAGCUAAGUCCAGGCUUGCUGGCCUGGCCCUGAUGAGGACCACAGCCCACUCUCAGAAGUCCCUGGAGUAGGAACAAGGGUUUCCUUGGACAGCUCUGUGGUUCAGAGCUCUUAAGUUGUCUUGGGCAUGGCCACUCAGUGUCCCAUCUCCCCAGCUGAUCCUGUUUAAGAAGGUUCCAGAAGGAAUCCUCAGGCCUUGCCUGCAGCCAUACCUUUAUGGGCAGCUCAGAGGGAAGGUGCAGCCCCCUUGUCCUUUGCUGGGGCAGCAGAGGGCUUUGGGGGUAGAAGGGAGGUGAGGGGCUUCGGGAGGGGUGUCAGUUCAGUCUGGUGUCACUUUUUGGGGAGGAUGCUGAGAGCAGCAGGAUGGGAAAAGGAGGAAGAGAGUGCUCAUGGUGACAAGUUAGCACCACUAGUAAGCCAAGAGCUGAGAAAUAGAAGGUUGCCUUUCUGAUCCCAAUCUGCUUGAAACCUGACUGUGCUCCCAUGUUUGCCUUACCAGCUUACUCAUUCCAUUCAUUCACUCACACAUUCAUUCAUUCACUCAUGCCCUCACAUAGUCAUUCAACAGAUAUUUAUUGACCACCUAUUAUAAGCUUUAAGCCUCCCCACUUUGUCCUGACAUGUGCCUGUCUUCUAAUUCACUUCUCCAUCCCAAAACUUUGAGCUUGAGGAGUGGAUUGGGUUCCCUUAGGAUGGACUCCCCGAGUUUUAGAGCCCUGAUCCGCUCUGUAGGUUAGCUGGCCAGACCUCCCAUUUCACAGGUGAGCAAACUGUGGUGCUCACAGGGAUUUAAGUGCCUUGCCAAGGGGUCCGUCGGGAGACGGAAGUCUGGACUGGAGCCCAGGUGUUUGGAGGCCAUGCCCAAUGCCUCAUCUCUGUUCUGGGCUGUCUCAGUCAGUGAGGCAAAUGAGAGAAGGUGCAGGGAGGGGAAAUCUCAUCCUCCCCAGUGGCUCCAGGUCAAUACUAGGGUUUGGGUAAGGGCCGGGCUCUGCGGUUCUGCCUUCCCUGGAGGGUCUCUGCCAAGCCAUUUCUCAGAACUCAUGCAGAAAGAUGUCACGCUCAGCCCCAUCUUGGCUGAGCAGGGACCCCAGCCUUGACCCCAUCUGUUCUGGAGUCCCUUAUGCCACCACUCAGGACUCAUCCAUUGAAUAUUAAAUACCUGCUGUGGGCCAAGAGCUAAGAACGCAGACGUGAAAUGGACAGACUCAUAGAAUUUAGAAUCCAGUGGGGCGGUCAGACCCAGACAACGGCCAGUGAGGUGAAUGUUAAGACAGAGAGGACUCUGCAGGGACUGCGCUGCAAUCCUGGGCCUAAGACUGAGCAAGAGUCUUGGAGAAGUCCUCACCAAUCCUUAAGUGGAAAUGUCUGGGUGCUGUUGGAGGUGAGAGCCAGUGUGGGCUCCCUGCAGCUCCUAGUGCCCCAUAAUCAAGGGCACUUAGAGCAGCUUGGGGGAGGGUAGCAAGUAGGGGAUGGGGAAAUGCCCGGCUGGGUUAAUCCACUGGUCUCAACCAGUUCAGGAGCAAGAUUAUUUGGCCAUGACUGGCUGAUCUUCAGCCUAAGGAGCUGUCUCAAAUGCACAAGCCUAGUUGAAGUUUAACCCCCUGCAAAACAGUUCUCCCUGCAAAUGUAAAAUCUCACUCCUCCAUCACCUCCUCUGCCUUUUUCCCCACACCCCCCUACCCUGGAGAUCAUCAAUGAACGACUGCCUCUCUCCACCCCUCCCCACUGGCCUCUCUUCUCUGGGAUAGCCUGAGACCUUUGAGCAAGGUAAUACCUUCCUUAACUCCCCAUUAUAGUCAGUGUAGCUUCCUAGCUAAAGACAGCAGAAGCAAUCAGGCUUACUUUAGUAGGUUCAGCAGUUUCCAAGACUGCAGGAAGCUGCCUUUACAGGAGGGGAGCAAGUAGGCGUGUCCCAGCUUCUGGAAAGGAGAGGGGGAAAAAGUUCUCUUUGGAUGGGGAGCAUCCUGGGAAACACCACCAGUCCCCCCAAAGUGGUAAAAGUGGUCCCUGGACGGGUGGGGGGGGUGCGCAUGUCUUUCAGAUUGUGGCUAUUGGCUCUAGGACUUUUCUGGCUAAGGGCUCAGCUUCUUAGAACUUCAGCUGUCUUUUUUCUGAAAGACCAAAUCUAACUAAUGCAACCAGCAGCUUGGGGACUGCCAAGCAUGGCUUUGUCCCUGUGACUCAAAAGGAAGGAGUUUGCCGGGCAAUUCGGGUGGAUGAAGUGUGCGUGCGUGUGUGUACGCAUGUAAGUGUGCGUGGUGCUGGAUAUCACCUCCACGGACUAGAAAUAAAACAGACAAACUUA